Microthlaspi erraticum is the source of this 243-nucleotide messenger RNA. Lineage: Eukaryota; Viridiplantae; Streptophyta; Magnoliopsida; Brassicales; Brassicaceae. The record is from the annotation of a GenBank genome assembly.
AUGUCUAUUUACAGGAUCGCUAGAGCCUUACCCUUCUCUGGGAUCUUCAGGCAGCUUGAGCAAGAAGCCGAAACUGUGAUCAACGUUCUGCAACCUGGACCAUUGGGAAUCAUAGAACACAAGUUCACGGCUCAAGAGAUUCGUGAGGCAAAAGCUGCAGUCUGUAGGGCUGUAGAUAACUGGAGGAGACUUUCUAAGCUGGAGCAUGCCAAUGGCGUUUUGAAUGAUUACAUUUAUAAGUGA